AUGGCCAACGUGUACCUGCUUCCUUCGGGGCGUAUUCACCAAAGUAUGCUGACAGGCAUCGCGGGGGAACCGAUCACAGGCCGAACGGCGGAGGAGCUGAGCAGCUGGCAAACGCGGCUCGAGGAUGAGCGGCACGAACUGAGGCGGAGGCAGCGGCGCGGCGACAGGAGCGCCAAGACGGCCGAGAUGCUCCAGGAGGUGGAUCUCAACCUCGACAUCGCCUGCAUCGAUCGCAAGCUCGAGGGGCUGCCGAAGAAGGGCGCCGGCGGAGCAGACGAGCGGAAGCGGGUUGACGAGCUCAACGACGACCGCGACCUCGCCGGCCUGCAGCUCGACUUGUUCCACAGGGAGAAGGCCCUCCGCGCCAGCCCCGGCUCUGAGGACCUCAGGAAGCAGGUCGAGAAUGUCAAGUACGAGAUCCAGGUGCUCGACAAGGCCAUCGAGGCUAAGAACAGGCCCUGA
Lasiosphaeria miniovina is the source of this 462-nucleotide messenger RNA. RefSeq lists its product as uncharacterized. NCBI's taxonomy places the organism in Eukaryota, Fungi, Ascomycota, Sordariomycetes, Sordariales, Lasiosphaeriaceae. The transcript has 2 exons. The record is from RefSeq and is a predicted model, not a curated record. Bases 1 to 462 code for a protein of 153 amino acids.